Galendromus occidentalis (western predatory mite) is the source of this 1371-nucleotide messenger RNA. RefSeq names its product Ada2a-containing complex component 3 (gene Atac3). Gene Ontology annotation, molecular function: protein binding; transcription cis-regulatory region binding. Gene Ontology annotation, cellular component: nucleus. The record is from RefSeq and is a predicted model, not a curated record. The transcript has 7 exons. Gene Ontology annotation, biological process: positive regulation of transcription by RNA polymerase II. Lineage: Eukaryota; Metazoa; Arthropoda; Arachnida; Mesostigmata; Phytoseiidae.
AUGGAGGCUGAGGUUCGAGCGGCCGGGUCAAGCAAGGCCUUCACGCAGGCGAUGUAUGAUCUCGGCAAGCAGCUCCUCGAUAAAGCUCGGAAAGGUGAAACUGAUGAAGUACGCCAGCUCAUGGCCAACGGAGCCCCCUUCAUCGUGGAUUGGCUCGGAACUUCACCCCUCCACAUGGCAGCGGCCAGCGGGCAUGUCGAAACUUGUGAGAUCCUGUUGAGAGCCGGCUGUAUUAGGGACGCGAGGACGAAGGUGGACAAGACAGCCUUACACCUGGCCGCGUACCAGGGUCACAACGACGUCGUCUUACUUUUGAUAAAAUACGGAGCUCUCAUCGAGGCUCGAGACAUGUUGAGCAUGACCCCUCUGCAUUGGGCGGUGGAGAAGGGCCACAUCGAGGUGAUAAGGACCUUACUACAAUGCGGAGCCUCUUUGGACAUCACAUCAAAAUUCGAUCUGUCUCCGAUGGACAUCGCUAUGCAGAACGAGAGACAAGAAAUUGUUGAACUUUUGCAAGAAUCACUCGUCAGUCCUGCCGCGAUAAAUAACGCCGUCGCAUCAAUAUACUCCCCGCCCCACUCGACUAGCUCCGCGUCCAGAGAAGCCCCGGUCACCAUCACCGUUGGACCUAAGGUUUUGCGUACAUUCCCAGUGAAGAAGAACAGAACAAGUACAGAGAUCUUUGAAGUCUCGAUAAGACUUGUAUGGUCCGGAUAGCGGACGUUUCCUAUACCUCUCUGUCUCCCUCAGCAUAAGCAGACCGGAUCGAGUCGCAGCAGAGAUGCAACGUUGAGCGCCCUCGACGCCUUGGAGGAAGCCGCGGGGAAUGCUCAUGUCAGUGAGGAUGCCCUCCAGUUUCUUCAGGCGCAGGGCAUCAGCAUGCACGAUAGCGCGUUACAGGAUGAUGGCAGUAUUGUCACGAGUGCCUUGGAGACCGGACAGACUAUUUCCUUAAGCGACGCCGGACGCCUGGCUCUCAGAGGCGACCUGGCUUCGGAGAAGAUAAUCUUAGUGAACGCUAGCGAAAAGGAUGACAGGUUGUCGCUGCAAAGGGAACUAGAGGAAACGAGACGAGAAGCCGAACGUUACAAGAGAGCUCUCAAGGAAAAGGAACAGGAAGCCGAAGAAUACAAGAAACGAUUGAAAAUUGUAAAAGGAUCGUCUUCGGGAGCCGACUUCUGAGUAUCACUUGUUACCGGUCAGAGGGGCUGUGCUUAGCCGACGACCGAUGGAUUUGGCGGCUUGUGAAAUCGUUUCAUGUAUACUAUAAAUAUAAAUGUACAUUCAUCUCUUGUUUCCCAGCCGAGAAAGGUUCGGCCUCCUCGAGUAACUUGGGGCUUGCAAAUAAAAUCGCCGCUUGUUUCUCACAAA